AUGCGCUUCGCAGUCACAACAAUUCUCAUGAUGCACUGCGUCACAUCAGGCCUGUCGCUUGCAGUUGACACCACUUCAACCAUCGAGGGGAAGCCAAUGCCCGACAAAUGGAUCAAAUAUGAUUUGGAGGUGCCCUUCAACACGGCAGUUACUGACGUUUCUCUCGCCCCUCGCACAGACGUCACCGUCUGUCAAGCAAUCCAAACUGUUUCAGCUUGCUUGAACAUAGCCAAUAUACUCAUUUCUUGGGCCAAGUCCACAGGGGCUCUUAUUAAGUCUUUAUCAGACUCAGGCAGCUGCGCCACAUCUUCUGGAUCGUUGAAUGGUAUUUCAUUUGUGUAUUACACAAGUGGAAGAAACUGCGACACAACUGCCCAAGAGGACACUAUCCAGGGAGCUAUAAAGCAGCAUUUGGAGAACGUCGAUCAAGGCUCCCUGUGCGGAACUCAAUGUCUCAACCUUAGCCACGGUGGCACCUGGGAGGGCUAUCUCCUUAUUGGACCAGCAGACAGCUUCAACAGUGGCGCAUACUGCGGGUCGUCACUCGCUUGGUCACAGUGCACGUCCGGAGGCAAAAAUAACCUAUGA
Molecule: messenger RNA, 588 nt
Organism: Sclerotinia sclerotiorum 1980 UF-70
Lineage: Eukaryota; Fungi; Ascomycota; Leotiomycetes; Helotiales; Sclerotiniaceae
Exons: 3
Coding region: 1-588 (195 amino acids)
Source: RefSeq, a predicted model, not a curated record